UAUCGGUGCAUCAUGAGCUAUAUAGCAGACUGAGUGCAGAGCAGCAGACUGAGUGCAGAGCAGCAUUACGAUGGACGUGAAGAGUUUCUACAAACGCAAAGAGCAAGGCAGGGAAAACGGCUCGAGUGACGGAGCUCGGAAAGGUUGUUUGUCUAGACUUUUGCACACAAAGAGACAGCUGGAUCCGGACACGCUGUGGAAAGUUUUCCCAAAGCAGCAGAUGGCCUUCGACUUUGCUCGGACCUGUUGGCAGAGUGCGGUGGUUUUUGCAUUUGAAUCCGAGGAUUUUGGGCACGAGGGACAAAGAAAGUAUCUCGUGACCACCUACCACCACUUCUCCCAGAAUUACCUAGCAACGGAGCCUCCAAGACACUUCUACGAAGUCAUCACCGAAGGCACCGUGUGCCGUCUCUACUUUGACAUUGAGUACAAGUUGGAGCUCAACCCUGGAGUUCCAGCCAUACCUACCCUUGAAACAUUCAUAGAGUACGUAUGCUACCAGCUGAGUGCCUGCUUCCGAAUGAGCUGCAGUCGCAGUCAAGUCCUGGACUUGGACUCCACAACAGACACAAAGUUUUCUCGCCACCUCAUCUUCCACUUGCCCAAUGCAGUCUUUACCAACAACAUCCACAUUGGUAUAUUAUUAGUAUAAUUAUACUGCUCUUCAUAUGCACUGUGCCUUUCACUUUCUGCGUGAUAUCUGGCAUACUGUUUGUCUGUGGAGGCAACUGGGUUCACUACACAUGUGACAAGUUGAGGGGACUGAGGAGGGAGAUAGAGAGAGGAGUGGACACCUCAGAGGUGUGGAGAUCUCUCUUCAGCCCCUGUCCACUGUCACCAUGUCCAACAGUGGAGAGGUUGCUGAAGCUGUUUGUGGCCACUGACAAAGGUGAUGUCACUCUCAUCUGUGAUGAAGGUGUGUACACUCGUAACAGAAACUUUCGACCUUUCCUCUCCUCGAAGCUUGGAAAAAUGAGCUGUCUCAGGCUGGCAAAAGAAAACAGAUUCAAGACGGUGAGGAGGAAAGAGAUGCAGAAGAAGAGGUACUUGGUAGAUGUUUUUCUGGAUUCACUCAUAUGCAAUCUAUGAAACCUCUCUACGCAUCAUAUCAUUUGAGUCUUGUGGUGAAGAGAGCGGUGGUGGUGGUGGUGGUGGAAAAAGGAAGAGGAGGAAGACAGAGGUAACUGUCGAGGCCCCCAGUGGGCUGGAGGGAUACUCAACCUCUCCUUGCCCUCUCGUGGACUCCUUCGUCACCUCCAGCUGCAUCAACAGGGGAGGAGUCCAGGGAGCCAUUCGUCGCUGGAGCUACUUCCAGCAAGAGAGGUUGUUGGUGUAUGAUAUCAAGCACAACCGCUGGUGCUACAACAUAGAGAGAGCACAUAAGAGCAACAACAUCAUGAUAGUUGCUGAUCUCCAGAGGGGCGUCUACUAUCAGAAAUGCCACGACCCUAUCUGCAGAGGCAUAAAUUUCAAAUCCAAUGAAUUUGAGAUUCCGAAUGAAGUGAAUCCUUUUUCAGUUGGAGUAGCUUCCAGUGAAGGAGGCAGUGAGGAGGAUGUUGGUCAGUGGCUGGGUCCCGGUGACCUACCGCUGGAACAGCUGCAGGUUUAUACUCUAGAGGAGGAGGGAGAGGAGAGGAAGAAAGAGGAGGGGGUGAAAGGAGAGAGGGAGGGGGAAGAUGAAGAAGAGGAGGGGGAGGAGAGGAAGAAAGAGGAGGAGGUGAAAGGAGAGAGGGAGGGGGAAGAUGAAGAAGAGGGGGAGCAGGAGAAAGAGGAAGGAGGGUGGCAGGAUUAUCACUUGGGAAAUGAAGGAGCGAGUGGUGAUGGGUUGCAUGAUGAAGCGAUACUGGCAAGGGUGGCUGAAGAAAUGGACCUAAACUUUCCGACAGAUGAUGUUGAAACUGUACUGCCAGCACCCAAAGAUUUGAGUGGCCAGAGUGUGGCUGAUGGACAUUCUCCAUUGCUAUCCUCACAGGAAAAAGACUUGCUGUUUGAUGCUGCUUACGAUGCCUAUGACCUGGUGCAUUUUUACGUGACUUACGCUUGCGUGUGUCACUUGUGCGCAUGCGCACACCUCAUAUCCUCGCCACACUGUCUGUAUAAUUAACUUACUGCACGCACCAGCGCAGCACACCAGCAGCAAAAGUAGUGGUGGUGGAUCCUCCACACAAGGGGACGAUGUCCGGGAGAAAAAGGACGUUGGAUAUCGAUGGAACUGGCUCUGAGAGCAGGGUGAAAGCCAGGAGAGAGGAGGUGGGUGGAGGAGGAGGAGGAGGAGGAGGGGAGGCAAAGAAGGUGGACACAGCCAAGAUGCAGAUCAACAAAUACACAGGUCGUCCGUUCUCGCAGAAGUUUUGGACCAUCCUGGAGAAGAGGAAGGGCCUGCCGGUGUGGGACUACUACACAAAGUUCAUGGAGCUGGUGAAGGUUCACCAGUGUGUGGUGCUGGUGGGGGAGACCGGCAGCGGGAAGACCACUCAGAUCCCGCAGUGGCUGGUGGAGUUGAGUCAGCAGAACCAGAAGCGACGAGUGGCAUGCACGCAGCCUCGCAGAGUGGCGGCCAUGAGCGUCGCUCAGAGAGUGGCCGACGAGAUGGACGUCACCCUGGGUCAGGAGGUGGGGUACUCCAUCAGGUUUGAGGACUGCACGUCGGGCAAGACUGCCCUCAAGUACAUGACAGACGGGAUGCUGCUGCGCGAGGCCAUGGGAGACCCUCUCCUGGAGCAGUACGGAGUGGUGAUUCUGGACGAGGCCCACGAGAGGACCCUCGCAACCGACAUCCUCAUGGGACUACUCAAAGAGAUAAUGGGCAACAGAGAAGACCUGAAGAUAGUGAUCAUGAGUGCAACGCUGGACGCUGGCAAGUUUCAGGCCUAUUUCAACGAUGCCCCACUGCUGAGCAUCCCCGGCCGCACCCAUCCAGUGGAGAUCUUCUUCACCCCGGAGCCAGAGAGGGACUACAUCGAGGCGGCCAUUCGGACGGUGGUCCAGAUCCACCUCUGUGAGGAGGGAGCUGGCGACAUCCUCCUCUUCCUCACCGGACAGGAGGAAAUCGAGGAAUCCUGCAAGAGGAUCCAGCGAGAGGUGGACAACCUCGGCCCGGAGGUCGGGAGCGUCAAAUGCAUCCCUCUCUACUCCACCCUCCCUCCGGCCCUUCAGCAGAGGAUCUUUGAGCCUGCCCCGCCCACUAAACCCAACGGUGCCGCGGGUCGUAAGGUGGUAGUGUCGACCAACAUCGCAGAGACCUCGCUCACUAUUGAUGGCGUCGUGUUUGUCAUCGACCCUGGGUUUGCCAAACAGAAGGUGUACAAUCCUCGGAUAAGGGUGGAGUCGUUGCUGGUGUCUGCCGUCUCCAAGGCCAGUGCACAGCAGAGGGCCGGUCGUGCCGGCAGAACUCGUCCAGGGAAAUGCUUCCGGCUCUACACGGAGAAAGCCUACCAGAAUGAGAUGCAGGACAACACCUACCCCGAGAUCCUCCGCUCCAACCUCUCCUCUGUUGUACUGCAGCUGAAGAAACUCGGCAUCGAUGACCUCGUCCACUUUGACUUCAUGGACCCUCCCGCCCCAGAGACCCUGAUGAGGGCACUGGAGCUGCUCAACUACCUGGGGGCCCUGGACGACGACGGAGAACUGACUCAGCUGGGGGCCAUGAUGGCAGAGUUCCCUCUCGACCCCCAGCUGAGCAAGAUGCUCAUCGCUAGCACUGACUACAACUGCUCCAACGAAAUCCUCUCCAUCACCUCCCUUCUCUCAGUGCCGCAGGUGUUCAUUAGACCAGGAGACAAGAAGAAGGAGGCGGACGAGGCAAAGAUGAGGUUUGCUCACAUUGAUGGAGACCACAUCACUCUUCUCAAUGUCUACCACGCAUACAAGCAAAACAAUGAAGACCCCCAGUGGUGCUACGACAACUUCAUCAGCUACCGGUCUGUGAAGCUAGGCGACGGUGUUCGAGACCAGUUGUCCCGGAUCAUGGACCGGUUCGGUCUUCGUCGUACCAGUACGGAGUUCACCAGUCGUGACUACUACAUCAACAUCAGGAAGGCUCUCAUUUCCGGCUUCUUCAGUCAGAUUGGUCAUUUGGAGAGGAGUGGGCAUUACCUCACUGUCAAAGACAACCAGGUUGUUCAGUUACACCCCAGCACGUGUCUGGACCACAAGCCAGAGUGGGUCCUCUACAAUGAGUUUGUCCUCACCAGCAAGAACUACAUCCGCACCUGCACCGACAUCAAGGCAGAAUGGAUGCUGAGGAUUGCCCCACAGUACUAUGACCUGGCCAACUUCCCUCAGUGCGAAGCCAAGAGACAGCUAGAGAAGAUCAAAAACAAGUUGGAGCUCCAGAAUCAGGGCAUCUUCUAG
Molecule: messenger RNA, 4353 nt
Organism: Geodia barretti
Lineage: Eukaryota; Metazoa; Porifera; Demospongiae; Tetractinellida; Geodiidae
Source: the annotation of a GenBank genome assembly